Molecule: messenger RNA, 5612 nt
Organism: Anopheles stephensi (Asian malaria mosquito)
Lineage: Eukaryota; Metazoa; Arthropoda; Insecta; Diptera; Culicidae
Gene: Acsl
Product: long-chain-fatty-acid--CoA ligase 3
Exons: 10
Coding region: 1061-3208 (715 amino acids)
Biological process (GO): neuron differentiation; long-chain fatty acid metabolic process; long-chain fatty-acyl-CoA metabolic process
Cellular component (GO): lipid droplet; plasma membrane; endoplasmic reticulum
Molecular function (GO): palmitoyl-CoA ligase activity
Source: RefSeq, a predicted model, not a curated record
GAAAAUUUGCAACCUAAUUUUGGGGGCACCCACCGUGUUUCGUGUUUGAUGGUGGGUUACAAGCAAGAAGAACAAAGUAGGCUCCUUACUUGAAGAACGGUGGUGUUUGUGUGUGAUUUGUUGUCCAUCCGGCGAGGCAAAAGUGGUACGAAACAUCAUCGAAAAAGGAAGAAAGCCAUCAUCACGACACACAUCGCACGAUACCAUAUUGGAAACGUCAUCAGAGUAGUGUGUAGCAACCGUCGUCGUCAUAUAACCCGAUCGAACCCGGUGCUAACAAGGCCAAGGACACGCGUGAAUAUUGCAUACACCACCUACUCGCCACUAGCUCAUCAUCAAACGUCGAUUGAUCGUGUAAGCGUCCAUCGCGUGUACAGGUGCUGAUCGUUCCGUUGUCCCGCGCAGACCUAUAUCAUCGCGCAGCAGUGUUGCGCGCAGUGUUGCUUUGGUGCAAAACGGUUCCGGGACGCACGUGCGUGCGUGCGUUUUGCUGUCCCGUCUCCCGUCCCAAGUCAUUGUGCUGUGUGUUGUGCUCAGUGUUCAGUAAGGUGUGACGUCCGAUAGCUUGGGUAGGAGCAACGUGGGAUCCUCAUCAUCUCAUCAUCUCAUUUCGUUGCCCAAAGUUCCACAUCGGGGAAUUCACAUCUCACACGGGCGGGGGGAAAAGGAAUCAAAACAUCCAAAUUCAUCGUGUGUGUGUGUCUGUGCAUUGCUUGCGUUUACGUGGUGUGAUCAUAUCCUAGCCAAAGCUAGCAGCAUAUCAGUGUUUAAGAGUACAGGCAGUAUAAUUUGUAGUAAAUUAUUGAUCACACUCUCUCUCUGUGUGCUCUCGCCUAUCGUCAAGGGCACACCUGUGUAACGUGCGUCCUGUGUGGGUCGUUUCGUUUCUUUAGUGAGUUUGUUAGUGUUAUAAGAAAAUUUGAAGAACAACUAUUGGCGAUCGUAUCGGAAGAGUUACCCAUCACACACACACAUAUUGUGUUUGUUGUGUGCGUGUAUGUAGGAUCUGGGAUCGUGUAGUUUAAAGAAAACAAAACAAAACCCCCAUCUGCCCGACAAAAUGUUCAUCGAAGAGGACAUUAACAUGGAAAGCGCCUGGGUGCAGACGGCCAUCGGGGCGAUCAAGAUCAUCACGAUGGUGUACGACAUCAUCACGAUGCCGAUCUAUCUGGCCAUCCAGCGACCGUGGAAGCGCAAGCAGCUCGCCCGAAGGGUAAAGGCCAAGAUCAUCCAGCAGGACAGCACCUCGGUCACAUACCGGACGGUCGAUUCGCCCGGCGAGAUGCACGUCAAGAUGAUGCAGAACAACAUCGACACGCUCGAGCGGAUGUUCAACUUCGUCACGAAGGUGCACACCACCAAGCGGUGCAUCGGUACGCGCCAGAUCCUCGGCGAAGAGGACGAGAUGCAACCGAACGGUCGGAUGUUCAAGAAGUUCCGCAUGGGCGACUACAAGUGGCGCAACUUCAUCGAAACGGAGCACGCCGCCGCCUGCUUCGGGCGCGGUCUGCGCGAGCUUGGCCAGCAGCCAAAGCAGAACAUUGUCAUCUUUGCGGAAACGCGCGCGGAAUGGAUGAUUGCGGCGCACGGUUGCUUCAAGCAGAAUAUGCCGGUGGUGACGAUCUACGCAACGCUCGGCGAUGAUGGUGUGGCGCACGGCAUCAACGAGACGGAAGUAACGACCGUGAUUACGUCGCACGAGCUGCUGCCCAAGUUUAAGAGCGUGCUGAACGUGACGCCGAACGUGAAGAAGAUCAUCUUCAUGGAAGAUCAGCUGCAUCCGACGGAAACGACCGGGUUCAAGGAGGGCGUGGAGAUCAUUCCCUUCAGCAAGGUGAUCGAAACCGGCAACAAGAGCACGAUUCCUGGUUCUCCACCGGCCGCCGAAGACACCGCCAUCAUCAUGUACACGUCCGGCUCCACCGGAACGCCGAAGGGUGUCCUGCUGUCACACGCGAACUGUAUCGGUACGAUGAAGAACUUCUGCGACAUCUUCAAGAUUUAUCCGGACGAUGUGCUGAUCGGCUUCCUACCGUUGGCGCACGUGUUUGAGCUGCUGGCAGAAAGUGUCUGCCUGCUAACGGGCGUACCGAUCGGGUACUCGACACCUCUCACACUGAUCGAUUCGAGCAGCAAGGUGAUGAAGGGCUGCAAGGGAGAUGCGUCCGUGCUGCGGCCAACCUGCAUGACAUCGGUACCGCUCAUCCUGGAUCGAAUUUCGAAGGGUAUCAACGACAAGGUAAACGCAGAAACGCCCAUGAAGAAAGCAUUCUUCAAGUUCGCCUACAAUUACAAAUCGAAAUGGACGUCUCGAGGCUACCAAACGCCGCUAAUGGACAAGAUCCUCUUCAAAAAGAUCGCCAAGCUGCUCGGGGGCCGCAUCCGCAGUGUCCUGUCCGGUGGUGCACCGCUUGCACCGGACACCCACGAACAGAUUAAGCUUUGCCUGUGCGUGGACGUGAUCCAGGGUUACGGUCUGACGGAAACGACAGCCGGAGCGGCCGUAAUGGACAAAUGGGACAUGGAGUACAGCCGGGUCGGUGCGCCAUCCUCCAGCAACGAUAUACGAUUAAUAAACUGGGAGGAAGGCAACUAUCGCGUCACGAACAAACCUUACCCGCAGGGUGAGAUCGUCGUCGGUGGUACGACCGUCUCGAAAGGUUACUACAAACUGCCCGGCAAAACGCAGGAAGACUUCUUCGAGGAGGACGGCCAGCGGUGGUUCCGCACCGGGGACGUGGGCGAAAUCCAUCCCGAUGGAGCGCUUAAGAUUAUUGAUCGUAAGAAGGACCUGGUGAAGCUGCAGGCCGGCGAAUAUGUGUCGCUCGGUAAGGUGGAAUCGGAGCUGAAAACGUGCCCGGUGGUGGAAAACAUCUGCGUGUACGGCGACUCGACGAAGCAGUUCACGGUGGCGCUGGUCGUGCCGAACCCGAAACAUUUGGAAGAUAUCGCCGAACGGUUGGACAUACGCGGGGUCGAGUUUGAGGAUCUGUGCGACAACAAGAAGGUGGAGAAGGCGGUCCUGCAGGAGAUGGCUGACCAUGGCCGUAAAUGCAAACUGCACCGUAGCGAAAUCCCUGCCGCCGUACACCUGUGCAAGGACAUCUGGACGCCCGACAUGGGUCUGGUGACGGCCGCCUUCAAGCUGAAGCGCAAAGACAUCCAGGAGCGGUAUCAGGCCGAAAUCACCAAGAUGUACGCGUCGUAGAUCCAGCUACCCGCUUAUCCCGGCAAGCGCGCGCAGACACAGCAGAACAAGCAAACACAUACCAAGAGAAAACAAGCGAAGCGAAUUCGUGAUUUUUGUUGUACACGUAAGGCUGUAGUAGAAAUCAUUCAAACUCCCCCUCCCAACAAGGCGAACGAAUGCAAAACAAGAAUAGGCAACAGAGGCAACACAGUUCUCACAGCAGACAGUCAGAAGCGCAUCCGCGUGCUAUCUCGUGCUCCUUUCUCGACAGCAAACACAAACCCCCAACAGACGGCAGAGGCUUUGGUUCGAUUUGCUUAACAUGCUGAUAGGGGGUGACAUUAAUGGCCAACCUUUACCCUGCCAGCGGGCGUAAAGCUCUGACCCUGUACUUCAUGAGUGAGCCAAACGGUAGCCAAAUGGAAAGGAAUAUUGCAUUGAGGAGAUCGGCGAUGAAGUUUUGAUUCAUCAUGUUGGGUUCCCACCCACCAACAGCAACGCGUCCGGCUAGUCGUAUUUGUUUCUUCUUUUUUGUUUUCUUUUUUGGGGCGGGAUGAAGAGUUGAAUUUAUUGUUUGUUUUCGUUACUUUAUAGCAUAUACGUAUACACACACACACACCCUUCGUUUUCUAUCCGUCUUCGUUUUCUUCCGUACUUUCGGUUAGUUGUAGUAGUUGCGCUGUACGUUGUUUUGAUUUGUUUUUGGUUUGUUUUAGUAGUACCGUUCACCUCUAUUGUGCUGGUGUUCGAAGACGAAAUAAGAGCAAACAAGCGUGAGAAAAGAGAGCUUCGAGUAUUCGUUCUAAGUGGUAUGUUCCUUCCUUGCGCCUAAGAGAUCAUCGCGAUCGAGUAGGAUCGAUUCCCCCGGCUGAGUUUAAGUGCGCUAUUAUAUACCAGAUGAAGGAGGAAUCUGGAAGGGGGCGGCGGGGCGGGGUUUUGUAUAGGCACAGGGUAGAUAGAAAGACUUUAUUACAAACAAACAAAAUCGGAAUUCCAACCAAAGGGGACGCGCGCUCUAAUGGGCAUGUGGGAAUCAGUUUCGAACAAAACCUGGUGUUUGAAGAGUGUGUGUGUGUGUGUGUGUGUGCAAAACAAAUGGCUCUCGUGUAGGGCGAUGUAACACGUACGCGAAUAGUCUUUAAUAAAAUGUAGCAAAAUCCAGCGCCCAUCCUUUAACACGGUUACAUUUUUCUUUCACAUUUGCGGCUCUCCGUAAGCGCUUCGUUGCGUCCCUCUGUUCUUCAUCGAUGUAUAAAAUGAUGCAAAAAGGAGGAGCUGGGUGAGGGUUUACCAGUAAUAAAUUAUUGUACCAAGUAGAUAGUAGUUUAGCUAAACAAAACAAACUAAAGCGGCGCGCGAUUUAGACUUGAAAUUAGUAAGUCGUCCCCCCCUAACGAACGAUAAUGAUCGACGAAUUGAACUUUUGGAGCUUUUUGGUAGCGUGUAGUGUGGUGGUUUAGGUUUCAGUUUUGUUUUUUUGGGGACAUGGCGAACGAGAGGUUAGGAGCCAAAGGCAGAGGCCAGCCACGAGAGACGAGGUGUGGGACUCGUUUGUUACGGUUGUUACACUACUUGAUAGAGACAGACAGGCUCGACAGACAGACAGACAAAUAAGGUGCCGAGGCUAGGCUUCAAUCGUGGCAAUUAUGUGUACAUAUAAGUAUAUCGUACGUGCGGGGUUAGGUUUAGGCAGCGGCGCGGUGAUCAUCACUAAUCACUGCGAUUGUGCGAUUACUCUGUAUAGAAAAAACAAGGUGGUGUACCCAACAGUAAGUUAAGCCGGGUUUAUGUUUUGUUGCUAUUUUUUGCUCUCCCCUUUGAUGAUUUACUAUACAAGUGUCGUAUUUUGACGAUCACGCUUGUAAGAAUAUAAAUACAUAUACAUAAAUACAUACACGUACACAUAUAUCUAGUACCAUAACACCUAUAGGAAUCAGCUCCAAACAGAUAAGAAAGGAAGGGAGGAACAAGCAACCAACUUACUAACACAGUUAUUGGGAUUGUGGGUUUUAGGGGGUAUAGGGUAGGGAGAGAGAGAGCGAGAGGAAUAGGUAACAACUAUUAGCGCGCCUACAUUACGGUAAGAGAGGGGCCAUCAUUAUAAGCUCCUGAAUUGGCGCAUAAUACCUGUGAGAGUUGCUGAUGUGCUGAACAGUGGAACAUUAGGAAACGGUAGAAGAUGUGUAGGUAGAGCGCAUGCGAUUUUCGAGAGUCUGAUUAGUUAUAGCAGCAUAGAGGGGGGUCGGCUCGGUUGUUGAGGGUAGUGGGAGUGAAGAAAACUGGAUCUAAAUCAACGAGCACGAGGCGCGGAUUUCAAGUGCUAGAGGGGAAAUAGGCAGCGAAACCAAGUGUUGCAGCAGCAGCUAGGGGGAUGCAAUGCAAUGAUGAAUGAAGGAAACAAUAAAGUUCACUAAAUAUCAAA